CUGCUUUUUUUAAUGGAGAAAUAAAGAGAAGAGAUUGACGUGAUGCAAUAUAUGAUGUCAUACAUCUACAUGUAAAAAGAAAAGUAUUGCCAAUAAAUUCAUGACAGCAAUAGGGUUAUUUUGGUUUCUUAAUCUUGUUUAUUUAAUAUAAUACUAUGAAAACGCAUGUUUGCCGACUUUCUCAUGGACUUUUUCUUUAUUCAAGUGUUAUUAUAAUUGUGAGAUUAGUAAUAUGUGAGGAGGGUUUUAAGUGGGGAUGAACAGAAGCUCUUAAGUUGACUUGAAGCUCUUAAUUUUCUUAAACAAAUUUUAUGUUUGUUUUCGCUCAUCUUCAAAAACGAAACGGUUUUCGUGUACGUACCUUUCCCUAUAUUACCUACAAACAAGCUUUUUAGCCAUUCGAAUCCCAACCAAGGAAGAUAAAGCUACCAUCAGAGACAAAUUGAGGCUGGGUGAUCGUGUAAGCAAAGAUUUUGAAAAUGAUUUCAUCAGGGGCGGUUUCAUGUUUCCCGAAUCCAUCACAAGGUUUGCCAAUGUAUCCUGUGGCUGCAGAAGACAUUGUUUCAUCGUCCCUUGAAGCAGCUGAUUCAGGCCCAGAGGCUCUUUCAAGCUCUCUCCUCUAUAAUCUCUCCAUCCUUAAAGAUAAAGUUCGUCAGGUUCAAUCACUUGUUAGCAUCCUUAUCUCUCCAGAUCAAACCCAUCCUGAGUCAACGUCUUUAGCCAUAGCAAGCAUGGGUUCUUUUGUUCAAGAAAUCAUUGUAGCAGCGUCUUCGAUGAUAUUUGUUUGCCAACAAAUUUCGCUUGGAGCCACUUCAGGUAACAAUACCACAACUGAAUUGCACCAGCAGCAUGUUAGGGUAAUUCCUGAUAAUGGGAUAUCUCAACAUCCAAACUUUACUAAUAAUAACGUAGUUCAAGAAAGAGGAGAAGGCUUUUAUUCUCGUACUGAAAAUAUUAGCUGGUAUGGCGAUUACUGCAAUAACCGUAACAACAACAAUAGCAAUAGCACUCGAAGUUUGCAAGUUAGCAACGAUGAUAAGCUGGAAAGGAAAGAAUUAAUGGCUGAAUUGACUCGAAGAAGCGGAAUAAGUAAAGGGUCGCAUAGGAUUUCAGCUAAUAAUUGUGAUAUAAUCGAAUUGAAUGCUGCUGACUUAUUAGCUAAAUACACACAUUACUGCCAAGUUUGUGGUAAAGGGUUCAAGCGAGACGCAAAUUUGAGAAUGCACAUGAGAGCUCACGGUGAUCAAUACAAGACAACAGCUGCUUUGAUUAACCCCAUGAAGAAUCACGAGGGAAAUACUGCUAUUGCAAACUAUUCGACGGAAUUGCCUAAGAAAUAUUCAUGUCCUCACGAAGGUUGUAGGUGGAACCAGAAACAUGCCAAGUUCCAACCAUUGAAAUCUAUGAUUUGCGUGAAGAAUCACUACAAGAGGAGCCAUUGUCCCAAGAUGUAUGUCUGCAAGCGAUGUAACAGGAAGCAAUUCUCGGUGCUGUCGGAUCUCCGGACUCAUGAAAAGCACUGUGGUGAUCUCAAGUGGCAAUGUUCUUGCGGUACCACAUUUUCCAGGAAAGAUAAGCUUAUGGGUCACGUUGCUUUGUUCGUUGGGCACAGUCCAGUACUUGUUACUGAUUCUUUGACAAAACCAGGAAAGCUCGAAAACCAACCCACCACCAUGCAACUAGAUGAUAGGGGAUGAACUAUGAAGAACGCAACUGUACGGAAAGGGCUUGAUCAGUAUGGAUUGGACUGCGGUCU
Molecule: messenger RNA, 1756 nt
Organism: Durio zibethinus
Lineage: Eukaryota; Viridiplantae; Streptophyta; Magnoliopsida; Malvales; Malvaceae
Product: C2H2 and C2HC zinc fingers superfamily protein
Biological process (GO): response to acidic pH; response to aluminum ion
Source: RefSeq, a predicted model, not a curated record